AUGAAUUUAUUCAUCAUUAUUUUGAGUUUGAUUUUAUUUCAUGAAUAUUAUAUAUAUGGAUUAGAUGCUGAAGAAUUAAAUGGUAUUGAUGUAUUAACGCAAUUAAAAAAUACAUCACCAAAUUGUGAUCUUGGUGAUUUUCUUAGAAAUCGUAAUGAAUCUAAAUUAUUACAUGAUGAUCUAAGCAAAUAUUGUUCAUUAUCAGAUGCAGAAAAACAAUAUAGAAUAUUAUGUCAUAUGCUUUCAUGUGAACUUGAAAUAGGUUGCAGACUUUCAACUGAACGACGUCCUUCAAAAGCUUUAUAUGCAAUUCAAACAUCAUCUAAACAAAUAUGUGGUAAAGCCAAAAUACAAAUGACCAAUAAAUGGAUAUGGAAUAAAAUAACAAACGAUGGACAAAAACAAAUUGGUGUCGAAUCAAAUGCUUUAUGUCCUAAAGUUACAAGUGAUACUGAUGUACUUCGAUUAGCAAGAUUUUUUUAUCAAAUUGCACCAUUGAUUAGAACUGCUGAUUUAUCUAAAACAAAUAAAGCUAAACUUCAUUCAAAUACAAAUAAUGUUUUAAAAGAAUCACCUUCGCAAGAUAUAAAGAAUACCAAAGAAACUAUUGUUAAUGAAGCACAAACAGAUAAAGAAAAAACACAACAAUCCUCUCGCAUAAAUACAAAAAAAACUGAUGAUGCUAUCGAUGGAUUGAAAGAAAAGACUUCUCAAAUUGCACAAGAACAAAAAGAUAAGACUGGUCAAGCUGCCGAAGAACAAAAAGACAAGGCCGGUGAAGAUAAAAAAGAGAAGACGGCUCAAACUGGUGAAGGCACAAAAGACAAGGCUGAUGAAAGUGCUAAAGACAAGACUAGUGAAGGUACAAAAGAAAAGAAUAUUCAAACUGGUGAAGGCACAAAAGAAAAGACUGUUCAAAUUGGUGAAGGCACAAAAGAAAAGACCGUUCAAACUGGUGAAGAUGCAAAAGACAAGACUAGUGAAGGUACAAAAGAAAAGACUGCUCAAACCGGUGAAGGUGCAAAAGACAAGGCUGAUGAAGGUAUAAAAGAAAAAUCUAUUCAAGUUGGCGAAGGCACAAAAGAAAAGACUAGUCAAGUUGCAGAAGAAUCAAAAGACAAGGCUGGUGAAGGUGCAAAAGAAAAGACUGCUCAAACUGGUGAUGGUACAAAAGUUAAGGCUGAUGAAGGAACAAAAGAAAAGACUGUUCAAGCUUCAGAAGAAUCAAAAGAUAAGGCUGGUGAAGAUAAAAAAGAGAAGACGACUCAAACUGGUGAAGGCACAAAAGACAAGACCGAUGAAGGAACAAAAGAAAAGACUAUUCAAACUGAUGAAGGCAAAAAAGACAAGACCGAUGAUGGUACAAAAGAAAAAACUGCUCCAACUGGUGAAGGCACAAAAGACAAGACCGAUGAAGGAACAAAAGAAAAGACUGUUCAAACUGAUGAAGGCAAAAAAGACAAGACCGAUGAUGGUACAAAAGAAAAAACUGCUCCAACUGGUGAAGGCAAAAAAGACAAGACUGAUGAAGGAACAAAAGAAAAGACUGUUCAAACUGGUGAAGGCAAAAAAGACAAGACCGAUGAAGGUACAAAAGAAAAAACUGCUCAAACUGAUGAAGGCAUAAAAGACAAAGUAAAUAUUGGUUCCAAUGUUGUUUCAAAUACAACUAAUAAAACCGGUGAUCAAAGUCAAGGUGGUACUGAGAAAGCUAAACAAUCAGGAGAAGAAUCAGUGGUGAAUAAAACUAGUGAAGAAUUAAAAUUACGUAAAAAUGCAACAAAUGAACUCUCGCCAAAUACAGGUGAGAAGACACAGCAAGUCUUAGAUUUGAAUAAAGAUAAAAAAACAGAACCAGAAAGCAAAAAAAGUCAGGAAAAUACAGAUAAUACUGAUAAUGAUGAAGAUAAUAAUAAUGACAAACAAUCAGAAAAUAAUGAACCAGUUGGACAAAUUCCAAAACCAGAUUUGUCGUCUAAAAAAGAUCAAGAAAAAGCUAUUGAUAAAACAAAAGAUGUUGGAGUAACAACAGAAAAUAAAACAUCGAAUCUUGCUAAUGAAGGUGAUGAUAAAUUAGCUUCAAAUAAAAAUAAUGAAUCUGGUAAUGAUUUUCUAUCUUUAACUAAUUUAAUGAAACAAUAUAACAUAUCACUUGCUGAAUUAAUUAAGUUAAUUAAAAAUAACAAAUUAAAUCUUGCUGAAAAUAGAACAGAUUCAUCUAUAAGCAAAACUACUUCUGCUGAUCCACUGAUUGAACGUAAAAAAGACAAUACUCUUGGUUUGCCUACAAGCACCUUUUCUACGCUGCGUACUGCAUCUUCUUCUUCAGCUAAAAUCUAUUCUCUCGAAAUCAAUCGACCUGAUAAAGAGAAAAACAAAGACAAAGAAACAAAUGAUGCUGAUGAAGUUAAACCAAAUGAUCGUACCGAUGAUCAAGAUGAAGAUGAACUUAAGAAAGAUGAAGAAGCUGAAAACCAAUUGAAAAAACAACAAGAAGACGCUGAUAAAGAUGAUUUUCAAGCAGUCGAUGAAAAUAAAGGAAAACCAGAUAAUGAACUCAAAUCACAAGAUGAUGAUGGCACCGAUAAUGAUCCUGAUCAACAGAUCGAGAAAGGAAAUCCAUCCAUCAACGAUGAAGAUGCAGAAUAUCAAGGCACUAAUGUGGGUCCAAAUGGAAUGAAAAUUAAAAAGCCAACUGAUGAAGAUAAAACUCAAUCUGUAGAGAAAUCUCCAGAAAAGAAUAUCAAGACUCCAGAUUUCGAAUCAUCUAAAUCACGAAUAAAACCAGUGCCAUCGCGAAAAUAUGAUGAUAAUGAUGGAUGGUCAGGCAGUUUUGUAACUUAUUUUCUUAUUUUUACUUUAUUUGUUGUUGUUGGUUAUUUGGUAUUACAUAAUAAGAACAAGUUAAUGGCAUAUGUUGUCGAAGGUCGUCGUUCUGGUGCAUCACGUACUGGUAGUCGUCCAUCUCAUCGUGGUUAUGAAAAAUUAAAAAAUGUUAAUGACAUUAUUCCUCUUGAUGAUACAAAUCCUUUGUCGGACAAAGAAGCUAUUAUUCUUAAAACUUGA
Rotaria sp. Silwood1 is the source of this 3066-nucleotide messenger RNA. NCBI's taxonomy places the organism in Eukaryota, Metazoa, Rotifera, Eurotatoria, Philodinida, Philodinidae. The record is from the annotation of a GenBank genome assembly.